GGCGUGGUGACGUCGGGACGCGCAUGUCUCGGUCUCAGUCAGAGUCGAGACAUCAACCCUUACACACGCACUCACGGCACGCUCAGCACCCCCAGUCGCCGGUUCUGCGACUUCCUACCGUACAAACUCCUUCCUCUCCUCCGUUCCUCCGUUCCUCGGUCCUCUGUCCUCGGCUCCGUGUACCGUAACGCCGUGGCUGCCCGCACCGCGACGGCUAUUGUUACUCCUCCUCCCCCCUCCCUCUCCCCCCCUUUAUUUCCUGUUCCGGUCCCAUUGUCCGCGGUGCGUGACGUGACGUCAGCCGUCAGUUGUAGCGCGGCCGCCGACUAGUCUAGUUCAGAUGUCGGUGCACACGACGAUGGUGUGAAUUGCGCUCUCUGUCGUUAGUGUUUUAUCUCUUCUUUUCGCUAUACUUUUCAAAGUGAUUUUUUUGUUCGCGAUCGGGAGUUUAUCCGAUAUCUCCGCGGCGUAAAAAUAAAAGUGAACAGUGACUUGACAAGAAAGACCGAAUCGUGGAUACCCUCAGUUUAAAGCGGGUGAGGACUUCAAUCGGAGGAGCGGUUACAGUGACCCCUCCGCCUUCAACCCCUGGGUCCCCCGCCUUCAAGCGCCGCAACACCAUGAACAUCCAGGCCGACAACUCCGUGGCACUGUGCCAGAGCAUGGACUCCGUCAACACGGCUACUGGCGAGGAAGAGGUCAGAACUUUAUUCGUCAGUGGUCUUCCCAUGGAUGCCAAGCCUCGAGAACUAUACUUGCUGUUCAGGGCCUAUGAGGGUUACGAGGGAUCGUUACUGAAAGUUACGAGCAAGAAUGGGAAAACAGCAUCUCCCGUGGGGUUCGUCACGUUCAACACACGCGCAGGGGCGGAGGCCGCCAAACAAGACUUGCAGCAGGGUGUCCGGUUUGAUCCCGAUAUGCCUCAGACGAUUCGACUCGAGUUUGCCAAAAGCAACACCAAGGUUAGCAAGCCCAAACAGCCCGUCGCUAGCCUCACUACCUCGCACCCAACUUUGAUGCACCCACUCACCGGACAUCUCGGCACUCCGUUUUUCCCCGGCGCCCCCGACCUGUGGCCUCAUCACCUCGCCUACGCCACCGCAGCAGACCUACCUGGCGCAGCCCUACAGCACGCUCUGGUCCACCCUGCCUUGCAUCCCCAGGUCCCCCCUCCCAUGUCCAUCCCUCAUCCGACCGCUGCGUUGACCGCCAUGCACGCCUCGCUGCCUCAUUUCCUCCCCUCGCCAGCGCUAGCCUCGCCUGUAGGCUCCUCGCCAUCGUCCCAGCCUGGGAUCCCCACAGGUCCCUGCUCCACGCUCUUUGUGGCCAACCUCGGACAGUUCGUCUCAGAGCAUGAGCUGAAGGAAAUAUUUGCAAGCUUCCCUGGGUUCUCCCGUCUGCGAAUGCACUCCAAAGGCGGCUCUCCUGUCGCCUUUGUUGAGUACCAGGAUGUUCGAUACGCUGCCCAGGCUAUGGCCACCCUUCAGGGUUCUUUCCUGCUCUCCUCAGAUCGAGGUGCUAUUCGAAUUGAGUACGCCAAAAGCAAAAUGUCCGAGGGAUCCUACCGGAGCGAAGAGAAUGGACAAUCUUAAUUACAACUACAUGCAGCCUACGCAGGUGGGCAACGCCACCUGACAGUGCAGUCCUCUAGUUGAAACGGCCAAGGUGUAGCUCUACUCGCUGAUGGAAAACUCUGUUUUUAGUAGCUUCUCAUUUUGGCCCUGCAACAAAUCAAUUUAAAAUAACCAUUCUGGGUAGGCCUGUAGUCUAUGUUUGUUGCUAUGAAUGAGAAAUAUUAAAAAUUAAGUUUUGUUAGUGAGCUUCGAUAGAAAUGAGAAAUGUGUAUGUAUCUUAAGUAGAGCUAUUGUUAGGUAAAGAUCGGAAAACCAAAGGUGCCCUAAAUGUUACGCUACAUAGAUUUAUUAAUUAAAAUCCUUUACAAGGCUCUUUUUGAGAUGUUUGUUUUAAUUUAAGACGAAUAAUAAGAGGCCUGUACUGUUUAUAAUUAUAUUGCAAUUUUGUUAUGUACUAUACACGAGUUGUAACCGCUAUCUAAGAAAAGGAUUCUAGGAUUGUAAUCAGGAUCUACAUCAGCAAAAAGGUAGCGAAAUAUUUUUUAUCGUGAAAACUUUGCUUAGUGGAAUCUGAGGAUGUUGGAGGAUAGGAUAAUUAUUAUUAGAUUUGUGUUAAUGUUGUUGUUAGUUGAUAUUGGAUGGUCUUAAUACUGUGCAUCUACUAAGAAGUCUAUGUUUUAGAUAAAAUCUUCAGUGUUCUAGUUUUUAUAAUAGAUUUUAAAAUCAAAGCGAUAUUUCAGAGGUAGAGAUGAUAGAAAUUAGUAAAAGACAAUGGAAUUCUCUUUUUAUUGUUUUGUCAGUAAGGUAACAUUUAUUUGCAAUUAUGCAUACUUUGAUGAUAAAGACCUAUACACAAAUCUAAAUGUAUGUGAUAUACAACAAGACAUAUUUUUGUUAUAUUGCUAUGACUUUUGAUGUUUUUUAUUAUGAAUAUAUAAAUAAAUAUAAUUUUUAUCCUCUUAAUAAAUGUAAUUUUAAAGCUUGUGAGUGUAGCAGAUGUGAAGUGUAUGUUAUAACUAUGUACGUUUUUUUCUUUGCAUUGUGUGAUUUUUGCAGUAUUAAUUCCAUCUAGUUUCUUAAAAAGAAGUUUAAGAAUUAAAUUUCUUGUUUUCAUACCAAAGUUAAUUCAAUUAAUUGGAUUGUUAAUGCUGACUGAAUGCCAAAGACCGGAAUAAUGUUGAAAGCAUGCAUCUAAAACCAAAACCGCCGUUUACAAUAUUUUCUUUCUUGAAUCUCUUUUAAUUUAUAUUUUCCUCUUAAAUAGCAAUAAUACUUUAGAAGGACGCGAUGAUGGGGGACAUCGAUGUCUAGCCAGCGCACAUAUCAUUCGAACUUGUAGGCUUUCAGUCUCCUAGUGUAUGUAAAUAUUUAUGUCAGUACUUAAAAGUGAUCAUAAAAGAUAUAUUCGUAGAUAUAUUAUUUUAAAAAGCUCUUUUUGUGAAACUGUUCAAUAUUUUUCACAUGACAUUAAAAAAUAUUCUGUCAAAUAAUGAGACCAAUCGUACGUACUAUGACUUUGAAUCACCUUUUUAAAUCACAUUUUUGAUUUAAUUAUUUCUUUAUCAAUACUCAAACUUUAAUAAGCAUGAGUAAAAAUGCCUAAAUUUAUCACUUGUUACUUGUUCUUCAGAAGUAUUUUAAUUUGUUAAACAAUACAUUGUUCCAUCAUUAUAUAAUUAAUGUAGCCUAUUAUUAUUUUGAUAAGCUCCCUUGCUUAUUGACAAGCUUAUUUCAAUAACAAAACUCUGAUACCAUACCCUUGUAGUUUAUCUGCUUUAACUUCAGAUUUUUGUGCAGCAAUUCAGGUUAUUUAAAUUUUGCAAAUCCGUUUCACUCUAUAACUGCUAUUGAAAAGUUUUUGUUUUCUUCUGAGAGUUCAGUAAUUUUGUUUCAAUGUUUUAUUAAGUAAAAGGCAAAAUGUAAUAAUUUCUAAAGCUUUUUGUUAUUUCUAAAUAUUUUUUUAUUAUUGGGUAUUAUGUAAAACUUGUUUGUGUGUUAUUUUGAGUUAUUUUAAUAAUGAUUGUAAAUACCGGUUUCUGUAUGAAAUUUGAAAACUUUGGUAACCAUAAUUUUAUCCAUUUGUCACUGUAUUUUUUUAGUUGAAACAAUUUUAAUAAUUUUUGACCAAUUUUCGUAUUCUGUAUUACGCUAGAAAGACUCUUACUAAGUACCUGUGAUAUUCACGUUUGCUGAUUUGUUGUAUUUCUUUAUUGUGGGGCCAGUCCUACUAUGUUUGUUCCUAAAUAAAAGUGGUAACCUAUGCUCUGUACAUUGGCAAUGUAGAAUUCCCCUGUUUUAAAUCCAAUUUUGUGGACCCAAUCAAAUUUUGGCUUAGCAAGAUAAAAAAAUAAAUUCCUCCAAAGAUAUAAAAUAAAUGAAUCUACUAACAACAAGUUGUAAUGAGAAAAUGGUUUUCAUUUCUAAAAUAUGUUUUAAAGUAUGCUAAGCAUAACUUUAAACUGCCAUAGGUUGCCGCUUCAGUGACUUUGCUUAGUUAAACUAAUCUUAUAAUUAAUUUUACAAAUUGUUGCCUGGCUAACAUAUCUGUCAAUUGAACUUCUUACAUGAAAUGUAAAAUCUAUCAUGAGCAAAGCUAAGAUGGAUAAUUCAAUAAUCAUUCCAUUAUCAAUUUUUGAAGUUGAUUUACUUUGAAUCUCAUAAGGUGAUUUAAUAUAAAUGACGAGGUUUGUUUAAACUUCUAAGUUUACUAACUGCGAGCUUAUUCUAUCUUAACUUUAAUUUCCUUGCGGCUGCAAAGUCCUGUGAGGCAGGUGUAGCAUUUUGUAGAUAUGAAACAAAGUAUAGUUUGUUCUAAUUUGAUUUAAUCAGUCAAAUAACAGGUUAGUUAGUAAUAAUUGUAUAUUUAUCUAAUGUUUUACCUCAGCCAAGCCUAAGUGACUAGGGUAACUUCUUUAGAUUUGCCAAUAGUCAGGGUUAAUCCAUAUCUUUCUCAGUCCAAAAUAUACCAAAGACCUGAAGCAUGGAGCAACUUUCUCUUUUAAAACCAGAGUUAAGUUAUAAAACUUGUAUUUAAUGUUAACCAAAUAUAUAAUUACUGUAGUGUUAGUUAUAGUUUAUAAUGCUUUGUGUGUGUAAGGUGUGAUGUAACUGUAGACUAGUAUUUAUUAAUGUUUUUGGGAUUGUCAUGUAGUCUCGGUAAGGCUGAAGGUAGAAACAGCUGAGAGCCUUGCCGGACACUGACUCCCGUGUACACAGAGAGAAUCCUCGAGGACUGCGCUGUUUCCCCCAGGUCCAUUCACUCUUCACUCCUCCCUCGAUGUCACACUUAUUUAAUUUCUUUUAGUAAUAUUUUUAAAAUUGCACCAACCUUAAAGCACUGCAUUUGUACAGUACACUGUCGGUUAAUAAAAGAAAAAUAACGUAACACAUUGUGAUAUACGGUAAAAUAAAUUGUUAAUUUUUUAAACAAACAUUUAUACAUAUACGACAAUCAUUAAAAGAUACGACCGGCCGAUAGUAGCCGAUAAAGCACAAUGUGAAUGUGUAAAGAUGCACUCUGGAAACAGCACAGUCCGUCGAUCCUCUGUGGAAAUAUCCGUCCAUGAAUCCAUGUCUUGUACGAGCCAUGCGAAUUAUCAUCAUCAAAUCUCAGCUCAAACCAGGUACAGGGGCAUUUACCCCCGGGGGUGUGAAGGAAUCACCAAACAUACAUAUCAGCUUAGGUUAGGAGAAAUCAAUGUUUCUACCCGUUUCAAUGUCUAUUUGUACUGUAUAAGGAAAGGGUCUUCUAAAUGUGUCUUUUGCUGAAGAUCUUCACACGACUUUUAUGAAUAGUUACAGCGUUAACCUAGCAAUAUUCAGUGUCUUGUUAGGUACCGUACUAAUACGAUUGUGUGAAGUUCUUCAUCCGGAAACAACUCAAUUAUUACUGUUCAUGUGGAGUAUUGUUGUUGGCAUUGACUGUACUGCGGUUUACUCGGGGCUCAUUUGUAACUGUAACGUAAAUUAUUGUUAUCUUCGAGUCUAUCCCUGAAGAAAUUAUUUGUUGAUCCUAAAACCUCUCUAGCCCCUACCUACCGCAUUCAAAACUUAUAAAUCUGUUGACAUUUAACCUAAAGUAGAUUGUAUUGGUAUGUUGUAUGAAUGGACCCUGUGGUUUGUGUUGUACCCAGCCUGAGAGUGCCUGCUGUUACGCUGUGACUGAUGAGCCUCAGUCCUUGUUUGGUGUCAAGGGUUGGUGUCGGCUCGUCACCAUGACACAUCAGCCUUCUUUUAAUCUGUGUCAGGCCGACACCAACAAAAACACCACUAUCAAAACAUAUCAUGAUUUGUGCCCCCUGACAAGUGUAACAUUCUUAAAUCAUUAGUAAAUUAUGUAUGAAAUAUAUUCAUUGUAAGAAUUAAUAUAAAUAUAAGAAAGAUUUGAUAACAAAGUAGAGGAUAUAACGCUAGUUUCUGCUAUCUUAGAUUCUGUACUGUAACAUCUUUGAACAAUGUCUGCUUUGUGGAGCCUGAGUCUCUUUAACGGAAACAUCUUGCAAUAUUUGACUCAAAUAUUAAAAAAAUGAAGUGUACAUGUGUUUAAAAAAUAAACAAUGAAAAACCCUU
Molecule: messenger RNA, 6143 nt
Organism: Macrosteles quadrilineatus (aster leafhopper)
Lineage: Eukaryota; Metazoa; Arthropoda; Insecta; Hemiptera; Cicadellidae
Product: protein couch potato-like
Exons: 9
Coding region: 621-1592 (323 amino acids)
Molecular function (GO): mRNA binding
Source: RefSeq, a predicted model, not a curated record